CCACCGCGAAAUCAGGGCAUGGGAGAUGCUUCCGACGAAAACAAGGACGACAAUAAUCAUCAUCUUCAACAACUCAAACCAGCUGAGUCAUGACCUCGACGGUGGUGGGUCUAGUAGUGGCAGACCAAAUUGGGGAAUUGGCGGCGGAGAAGGAGCUUCUAGGUCAAUUUUACCAACUGGUGGGUUAUGGCCAAAUGUAGCUGGGUUUGGAGCUGGUUUGCAAACCACAGGGCUGAUGAGUGAUGGAGCUGGUUACAGAAUUGGGUUUCCUGGGUUUGAUUUUCCUGGUGUUUCCAACAUUGGAGCCAUGAGCUUUGCGUCCAUUUUGGGUGCUGGUGGUAAUAACAACCAGAUACCUGGACUUGAGUUAGGGCUGUCUCAGGAAGGGAAUGUUGGGGGUUUGAAUCCCCAGUAUAUUACACAGAUUUAUCAGCAAGCACAAGCUCAGGCUCAAGCUCAAGCUCAGGCUCAGGCUCAGGCUCAAGCUCAGCCUCAAGCUCACUCCCAGGGUAGAGUUCUUCACCAUACUCUUCAUCAUAACCCAUCACAUGAAGAUCAUCAGCAAGAGAGUGGUGAGAAAGAUGAUUCUCAAGGGUCAGGGCGU
This is a messenger RNA of Thlaspi arvense, 604 nucleotides long. The record is from the annotation of a GenBank genome assembly. Lineage: Eukaryota; Viridiplantae; Streptophyta; Magnoliopsida; Brassicales; Brassicaceae.